GCAACCUGCACCUUGGCUCUCAGGUAUUCCAUCCCCACCGGGGUGAUCUCCUGGAAUGCUGACUGGAGAGCUUCUGCAGGUCGACAAUAGCUACAGUAUAUCUCCUUUAUUUUUCCUUCGCUUUCCUACGUACAUCUUCUCUCUGUUUUCCUCAGCAUCAUGCCUCCGGCCCGAGGUCUUCGUACACGAGGUACAAUGAACGAAAAUGAUGAGAACGGGCCGUCGACGCGUCUGACACGAGCAAAGGCCGCUGCUCUGUCUGCAGGAGAUAUUCCAACAACCACCGCGGCUGCUAAAAAGCCCCUUCAGACCAAGAAGGCCGCCACCAACUCGACGACUACGGGAACACAAAGAAGACGCGCUGCCCUCGGAGACGUCAGCAAUGUUACAAAAACGGAAAAUGGUGAGGCCAAGGAAACGAAGAAAGCCGCGUCUGGCAAGGUCGGCUUGACGUCGAAAGCUACCCUGCAGACCGGCGGUGUUCAAAAGCUGAGCCGAAACAACUCAUCACGUACGGCCUUGGGCGCCAAAGAUAACAACGCGAAGAAGGAGAAGCCUGCGGUUGAAGGAAAGCGUCCUGGAAGUGGUUCUGGUAUCGGCAGCACACAAAUGAAACGGACGUCCAGCCAGAAAUCGGUACAGGAGAAAUCCCUGCAGACCGACGAACCGCCGCGCAAGAAGGUCGAAGUUGAGAAGAAGAUCACCGAGAAGAAGGCAACCGUGGAGAAGGUUUCCUCAGCGAAAGAAGAUGCUGUGAUUGCCGCUGAGCCUGAAGUCGCCAAGAAGCCUGAGGACGUAGUCGACGACCUGGACACUGAAGAUUUGGACGAUCCUCUGAUGGCCGCUGAAUACGUGGUGGAGAUCUUUGACUACCUGAGAGACCUGGAGUUGGAGACAUUACCCAAUCCUCGCUACAUUGAGCACCAACCCGACCUCGAGUGGAAGAUGCGUGGCAUUCUUGUCGACUGGCUGAUUGAAGUUCACACACGCUUCCGUCUCCUCCCCGAGACGCUUUUUCUCGCUGUGAACAUCAUCGACCGUUUCCUUUCCGCUGAAGUCGUCGCACUUGAUCGCCUUCAAUUGGUCGGAGUUGCCGCCAUGUUCAUUGCUUCCAAAUAUGAGGAAGUUCUUUCACCCCAUGUGGCCAACUUCAGUCACGUUGCAGACGAAACAUUCACAGACAAGGAGAUUCUUGAUGCCGAACGCCACAUCCUAGCCACUCUCGAGUACAACAUGAGCUAUCCCAACCCCAUGAACUUCCUCCGUCGUAUUUCAAAGGCAGACAAUUAUGACAUUCAGACUCGUACCCUCGGCAAGUACCUCAUGGAAAUCAGUCUUUUGGAUCAUCGCUUCAUGUGCUAUCCUCAAAGCCACGUCGCCGCAGCCGCAAUGUAUCUUGCUCGGUUGAUCCUGGAACGUGGGGCUUGGGACGCCACCCUAGCGCACUAUGCUGGCUAUACCGAGGAAGAGAUCGACCCUGUCUUCCGAUUGAUGAUCGACUACCUUCACCGUCCUGUAUGUCACGAAGCGUUCUUCAAGAAAUACGCAAGCAAGAAGUUCCUCAAGGCCUCCAUCCUUACCCGGCAGUGGGCCAAGAAAUACCAUCAAAUGUACAUUGAUAGCGCACUCACGGAACCGUACAACUUCAUCAAAGAAAGUGAAUAGGCGCGCAUCGAUGUUGUGCUAGCAUGCUGAUCAUGGCCACGAUAUGCCACAUAUCUCCGUGUUAGAGCAACGGAUUCAAUUCGAGUUAUAUGUCGGCAUUUGUUUGUUUGUGAUGGUAAAAGGGCACCUCUUGCAUACGGUUAUGACGGUAUUUCUGUUUUCCAGUUUGCGUACGUUGGCAUUAUCCGCUUCUCUCGGGGUGUCUGGCGCAUCGUCUGUUUAAGUUCUUUCAGCUCUUUUUGGUUUCG
Messenger RNA from Aspergillus novofumigatus IBT 16806, 1913 nucleotides. RefSeq names its product B-type cyclin nimE. Bases 160 to 1665 code for a protein of 501 amino acids. The transcript has 4 exons. Gene Ontology annotation, biological process: regulation of cyclin-dependent protein serine/threonine kinase activity; G2/M transition of mitotic cell cycle. Lineage: Eukaryota; Fungi; Ascomycota; Eurotiomycetes; Eurotiales; Aspergillaceae. Gene Ontology annotation, molecular function: cyclin-dependent protein serine/threonine kinase regulator activity. The record is from RefSeq and is a predicted model, not a curated record. Gene Ontology annotation, cellular component: centrosome; cytoplasm; cyclin-dependent protein kinase holoenzyme complex.